Colletotrichum higginsianum IMI 349063 is the source of this 1749-nucleotide messenger RNA. RefSeq names its product Permease. NCBI's taxonomy places the organism in Eukaryota, Fungi, Ascomycota, Sordariomycetes, Glomerellales, Glomerellaceae. Bases 1 to 1749 code for a protein of 582 amino acids. Gene Ontology annotation, cellular component: plasma membrane. Gene Ontology annotation, biological process: transmembrane transport. The transcript is spliced from 2 exons. Gene Ontology annotation, molecular function: purine nucleobase transmembrane transporter activity. The record is from RefSeq and is a predicted model, not a curated record.
AUGAGGUUCAUCGAGACUUGGAACGCCAAGAUCGCCGCCGGCCCGGUUGGACGGUGGUUCCAGCUCGAAGGCUCCGGCCAUCCCCGCGAGCGCAAGGGAUCCCUCUUUUUUACCGAGCUCCGCGCCGGCCUCGUUGCCUUCUUUGCUAUGGCCUACAUUAUCUCCGUCAACGCGUCCAUCGUUUCUGCUUCCGGCGGAACCUGCGUCUGUCGCAACGAGGCAGACCCAGUUUGCGAAACAGACGAUGACUAUUUACUGUGUGUCGCCGAGAUCAACCGCGACAUGGUCACUGCCACCGCCGCCAUUUCCGCCUUGGCCACUUUCUUCAUGGGACUCCUCGCCAAUAUGCCCGUCGGUGUCGCCCCAGGCAUGGGCUUGAACGCCUACUUCACCUACUCCGUCGUCGGUUUCCACGGAAGCGGCGCCGUGCCCUAUGAGGUCGCUCUGACCGCCAUCUUCAUUGAGGGCUUCGUCUUCUUCGGUCUUGCCCUUCUCGGCUUGCGCCAGUGGCUUGCCCGUGCCAUCCCCCGUUGCAUCAAACUUGCAACCGGUGUCGGCAUCGGCCUGUUCCUUACCCUGAUCGGUCUGACCUACGGCGAGGGAAUCGGCCUGAUCGUUGGUGCCACCGAGACACCCCUCGAGCUGGCUGGCUGUGCGGAAGAACACUUCAAAAAUGGCUUGUGUCCAUCGGAACACAAGAUGCGCAACCCCAGGAUGUGGAUCGGCAUAUUCUGUGGCGGUAUCCUAACCGUCAUGCUGAUGAUGUACCGCUUCAAGGGUGCCAUCCUCGCCGGUAUCCUGCUAGUCAGCAUCAUCUCCUGGCCCCGAGACACCGCAGUCACCUACUUCCCAAACACCAACGUUGGUAACUCCAAAUUUGAGUUCUUCAAGAAGGUUGUCGAUUUCCACCCUAUCCAAAGGACCCUCAAUGUGCAGGACUGGAACGUCGGAGGAUACAGCGGCGCCUUUGGUCUCGCUUUCAUCACCUUUUUGUACGUCGACAUUCUCGACUGCACCGGCACUCUUUACUCCAUGGCUCGUUUCGCAAACCUCAUCGACGAGGAGACCCAGGACUUCGAGGGCUCGUCCGUCGCCUACAUGGUCGAUGCUCUCAGCAUCUCUGUUGGUGCAGUUUUCGGCACUCCUCCUGUCACGGCCUUUGUCGAGUCUGGAGCUGGUAUUUCCGAGGGAGGCAAGACGGGCCUGACCGCCAUGUCUACGGGACUCUGCUUCUUCAUAUCGAUCUUUUUCGCCCCCAUCUUCGCCUCCAUCCCGCCGUGGGCCACUGGCUGCGUACUGAUUCUCGUAGGAUCCAUGAUGGUUCGCGCUGUUGUCGAGAUCAACUGGAGAUACAUAGGUGAUGCGAUCCCUGCCUUCAUCACGUUGGCUCUCAUGCCCUUCACAUACUCUAUCGCCGAUGGUCUCAUCGGUGGCGUCUGCAGUUACAUCCUCAUCAAUACCCUUAUUUGGGUCCUUGAAAAGGUCUCCGGUGGGCGCAUCGUUCCCCAUAACAAGCACGAGAAAGACCCUUGGACCUGGCGCAUUCCUGGCGGUAUCUUGCCCCCUUGGGUCCGCCGUCUUCUCAAGGGCAAGAAAGACUUUUGGCGCGCAGUCGAGAACACAUCCGCCAGCAACGCCGAGCCUAGACCCCUCGAGAAGACAGCCAGCUCCGAGCAGGGGGGUUCCAUGAAUGGCAAAGACAGGGACGUUGGUGAGACCAUCACUCCACACGGUGGCAAAUCGUCAUAA